Anguilla anguilla (European eel) is the source of this 4149-nucleotide messenger RNA. RefSeq names its product karyopherin alpha 5 (importin alpha 6) (gene kpna5). The coding region runs from base 135 to 1754 and encodes 539 amino acids. Lineage: Eukaryota; Metazoa; Chordata; Actinopteri; Anguilliformes; Anguillidae. Gene Ontology annotation, molecular function: protein binding; nuclear import signal receptor activity. Gene Ontology annotation, biological process: NLS-bearing protein import into nucleus. Gene Ontology annotation, cellular component: cytoplasm; nucleus; nucleoplasm. The record is from RefSeq and is a predicted model, not a curated record. The transcript has 14 exons.
GGCUCUUGGGAAAUUUAUCAGCGAUUGACAGAGAGGGUCGCCAUAUUGAGCUCAGCUGUAGUAACUAGGAAAGGUUGUGCCAAGGAAAUAAACUAUUUUCAUAUCUACACAGCAACCAAGAACUUCUAGAUUUAAUGGACGCAAUGGCGAGCCCGGGAAAGGAUACCUGUCGAAUGAAGAGUUAUAAGAACAAAGCCCUGAACCCGCAGGAGAUGCGGCGUCGCAGGGAGGAGGAGGGGAUUCAGCUGCGCAAACAGAAGAGGGAGGAGCAGCUGUUUAAGCGAAGAAAUGUGUCUCUGCCUGCGGGCGAUGAGUCUAUGUUGGAAUGCACCAUCCAAGAUCCCGAUGUCAGCUCCACCAUACCUGUCCCAGGCGAAGGCAUCAUAACUCCAGAGAUGAGACAGAUGAUCUUUUCAGAGGACCCAGACCAGCAGCUCAUAGCCACACAGAAGUUUAGGAAACUACUGUCCAAAGAGCCCAACCCUCCCAUCGACGAGGUCAUCCUUACACCUGGGGUUGUGAACAAGUUUGUAGAGUUCCUCAAAAGAAGUGAAAACUGCACGUUGCAGUUCGAGGCUGCCUGGGCGCUGACGAAUAUUGCAUCGGGGACGUUCCUGCACACUAAAGUGGUCAUAGAAACGGGAGCUGUGCCCAUCUUCAUCGAGCUCCUCAAUUCUGACUACGAGGACGUCCAGGAACAGGCAGUGUGGGCACUUGGGAACAUUGCUGGGGACAAUGCAGAGUGCAGAGACUAUGUGCUGAACUGUGGCAUCCUGCCCUCGCUUCAACUACUGCUCACCAAAUCCACUCGUCUCACGACCACGAGGAAUGCGGUGUGGGCCCUGUCCAACCUCUGCCGGGGCAAGAACCCCCCUCCCGACUUCUCCAAGGUGUCCCCCUGUUUGAGCGUGCUGUCCCAGCUGCUCUUCGGCAGCGACCCGGACGUGCUGGCGGACGCGUGCUGGGCGCUCUCCUACCUGUCCGACGGGCCCAACGAUAAGAUCCAGACGGUGAUCGACUCGGGAGUGUGCCGCAGGCUGGUCGAGCUGCUCAUGCACAGUGAUUACAAGGUGGUGUCUCCUGCAUUGCGAGCUGUGGGCAACAUUGUCACAGGAGAUAGCAUCCAAACUCAGGUGAUUCUGAAAUGCUCAGCGCUGCCCUGUCUGCUGCACUUGCUCAGCAGCCCUAAAGAGUCCAUCAGAAAGGAGGCGUGCUGGACCAUCUCUAACAUCACCGCCGGCAACCGCUCACAGAUCCAGGCGGUAAUCGAUACCAACAUCUUCCCCGUGUUGAUUGAGAUUCUCCAGAAGGCUGAAUUCCGCACCAGGAAGGAAGCAGCCUGGGCUAUUACCAAUGCCACCUCUGGGGGCACUCCUGAGCAGAUCAGGUACUUGGUGUCGCUGAACACCAUCAAGCCCAUGUGCGACCUGCUGACAGUGAUGGACUCCAAAAUUGUGCAGGUGUCUCUGAACGGACUGGAGAAUAUUCUACGCCUGGGCGAGCAGGAAGCCAAGAAAAACGGCUCGGGCAUCAACCCCUACUGUGCUCUUAUCGAAGAGGCCUAUGGUCUGGAUAAGAUUGAGUUCCUGCAGAGCCACGAGAACCAGGAGAUCUACCAGAAGGCCUUCGACCUGAUCGAGCACUACUUCGGCAUGGAGGAGGAGGACGCCAGCAUCGCGCCGCAGGUGGACCAGAACCAGGGCCAGUUCAUCUUUCAGCAGCCCGAGGGGCCCAUGGAAGGCUUUCAGCUCUAGUCCUCGCUCCCUUCACUCCCGCUAGCCAGCGCGGAACCCCCCCACCCUUCUUCUCCUCACUUCCUCACCCUGCUCCCAUCCCGAAGCACCCAAGCCUCCACUCAGCAGUGAGGGCCACACAGACUCGCCUGCAGAGAGGACGAGAGACAUUCCUCCAGGGGGUGGCCUCCAGCGACAUUCUGCCCAGCCUCUGCCUCCCGCUUUGUUUCCCAGAAUGCAGUUGCGUGAGCCUGGACACUGCAGCUCAAAAAAAGCUGUCUUUCCUCUUUUUUUCCCCUCCCUUUUAUUUUUUAAAUGUAGAUACUGGUAUGGUUGAAGCUCCCUCCAGAAUGACUACCUCUUCCGUCAGUCCACGGCUGAACUACCGUGGAAAAUGAAACGAGACAAAAUGCAUGCACGUCUUUAAUGCUUGCAGUUGGGCCCCUUGCUACAGGAUGUGUAUGCACGUGAGCGUGCGCUUGUGUGUCUGUCUGUGUGUGUGUGUGUGUGUGUGUGUGCGCGCGUGGAGUGUAAAUCUGUAUGUAUUUUACAUUAGAAUGUAAUGUGUGUGGUCAUCUGACGGUAUGUGAAAAAUACUCGACCUCUUAUAUAAACAGCAACUAUAUUUAUAAUCCCAUAGAUUAUAUUUUUAAUCUUUGCUGAUGCGCAGCAAGCGACAAGUUGUCAAUGUUACCUUUUAAACUUGAAAGGAACAGCUGCACGUAAGAUUUGCAGUGAAAAUGCGCACAGUGUAUGUAGCAGUUCCACACAUGUGACUCCAUGUGAAUUUAUUUAUUCUGUAGAGGGGCUGCUCUGCUGUAAUUGUUGGUGGGAGGGUGCCAUUGGUCUCUGAAAUGGAUGUUGUGUGUUUGUGGCAGACCUGGGUCAAAUAGGUAUUUGUUUUGGAUUUAAAUACUUUUCUACGCUUUACUGAUCUUGCCUGGUGUAUUGGAACCAAUGAAGUGCACUCGAAAAGUGCAAAUCCAGCCUUCUGGUCAUAUUGGUAGGCUCAGUUACACCAGACAAGAUCAACAGAGCACAGAAAAGUAUUUGAGUCCAAAACAAAUAUGUAUUUGAUCCAGGUGUGGUUGGUGGUGGAGGGGGGAAGGGAGAUGGCUGUUGCUGUACUGUCAUAUAUGUGCAUUUGAGUGUGGGGUUUGGGGUGGUGGGACAGGGUACAAGUGAUGUGAGGUGUGUGUGUGAUUGGGGGGGAGGGGCUUCUGCUGGGUUUACUCCCUUAUUCCCUGUUUUACAUGCAAACUGAUAAGUUUGUUUUCUCCUCCUUGAAUUUGAAGAUAGCAGGAAUUUACCUGGCUGUCCCUGGCAGUUUUGUAACAUUCAGCAUGAUUUUUUGAGAGGUUAUUUACAAUUUGACAUUUUAGCUGUAAAUUUUUAGUUGAAUUUAAAAACUGCUCUGUAUAUUAUAUAUACGCUUAUGAAACACAUUGAACAACUGUAAACAAACAUUUGAGAUUUUUGAGGGGAGGGCAAUGGUUGCAGGUGAGUUAGGGGUGUGGUCACAAGGGCUGUGCUGUGGCUUUGGGACAUGGUGGGGUAAGGUAACGUAAUGCUCAAGUAAAACACGUUGACAGGAUAAUGUGGAUGUGAAAGUGCUCAGUAUAAGGUACAGUACCUGAAAUCCAAAUCUCAUUCUGUAUCACCUGUCUCUGUCACACCUAUAGCAUGGCUCAGAUGAAGCAGUGUUUUACAUACUUUUUUAGUUGUUGUGUGUACGCAAACUCUGCCGUACUGCCCUGCUGUGAAUUAGCCUGCAGUUUCUGUUAAUGAUGCAGCAUAUUAGUAUAUCCAUUUUGUUAACACCACUCUUGGAACCAUUCCCCCCUCCCCCCCCCCCCUUUUUAUUUUUUUAUUUUUUUGGCUGUGUUUAAGUUUAUGAUUAUGUAGACGCUGUGUGCAUUCAAGUAUGUUGGUUGAUCCAUGGGUAAAUGUAUGCAUUUAUACAAUACGGAAAUCAUUUGUAAACCUCUAAUUGUUGAGCACAUUCAAUCGUGUACAGUUUUCUAAUAUUUCUCAUGUUUGUAUGGUUAGGCUUUUGAUUGGUUUUCACAUUGGGGGCGGGGGGGGGGGGGGGGGGGGGGGGGGGGGGGGGGGGGGGGGGUGUGUGGUGUGUACUGUCAGUAUCUGAACUUUAGGACAUCUGAGGACUUUGUUAGGGUGUGGCUUUGAAGUCACUGCUGACUGGAAGGGGUGACACCAAGGACUGCGCCAGCAGCCCGUUCUGAUUCCCACCUCUUCGCUGUGAGGGCCUUGAGACGGCCGACUGAAUAGGCUAGUUCCUCUCUGUUUAUACAAUGCAGCCAUUGCAAUUGAUUCGCCUCGAUGAGUUUGCUUAACUAAGGAAUGUCGAAACUCAAACAUUAUGUAGAACAAAUAAAUGUUCCGUUACAUACCUGUC